ACCCCUAAAGGGGUAUGAUUUUUGACACCCCCUUUAUGAUUGGCCAAUUCUAUUUUCAAUCAUUGGCAAAUAUUAAUUAAACUGGUUUUUUAUUUUUUUUAAUCUUGUAAUUUGGGGUCUCUCACCACAUUGGAAAAGAGAAAGAAUCUGGGGAAAAACGAAAUCACCCCCAUUAAUUACAUAAUUAAUUUCUCUCACUGGUACAUUAAUUACACGUACCAGUGGAGUACGUGUACCAGUGGAGUGGUACCUGUACUAGUGGAGUGGUAUUUGUAUCAUUGAAGUGGUACUGCAUUGUUGCUCCGUUAUUGUUUAUCAUUGUUAUGAAAAAUAUCAUUGCACUGGUAUUGUUCUCACUCUAACCUACCUUGUGGAUUGCUCGCACCAGUGGAGUGGUACGUGUACCAGUGGAGUGGUACGUGUACCAGUGGAGUGGUACGUGUACCAGUGGAGUGGUACGUGUACCAGUGGAGUGGUACGUGUACCAGUAGAGUGGUACGUGUAAUUAAUGUACCAGUGAGAGAAAUUAAUUAUGUAAUUAAUGGGGGUAAUUUCGUUUUUCCCCAGAUUCUUUCUCUUUUCCAAUGUGGUGAGAGACCCCAAAUUACAAGAUUAAAAAAAAUAAAAAACCAGUUUAAUUAAUACUUGCCAAUGAUUGGAAAUAAAAUUGGCCAAUCAUAAAGGGGGUGUCAAAAAUCACUACCCCUUUAGGGGUUAGCAUAGUAUCCUACCCCACAAAAAGGGCAUAUUUGCCAUUAAUAUUUGGAUAUCCUACUAUUGAACCCAGUGGCGGAUCUAGAAAUUUUUUAUAGGGGUGUCCUCUCUAAAAAAAUGAAAAAUAAAUAAUUCAUAAAUAAAAAAUACAUGAAUAGUACAAAUUUAACAAAAGGCCACGACGUGUUUUCAUACUGUGAAAAAGAAUAUAAAAUAUACUCGACGUCGUCACUGCUCAACAAAUCUAUAUAUCAUACUAGACAAUAUUUCACGAAUUGAUCGCAUAUUCAAUUUCUAACCUUGUUCUUUAUGUAACUCAAAGUUGAAAGACUCUUUUAACUCUUACCGUGUAACUAUAAAACCAAUUCAAAUUAAGGAUAGCCCGUAAUUAGUUUAGUUGUUAGGUUUUGAAAAUAGUUGGGGAUAAAGAAUAAUUUUUUUACUAUUUCAUAGUGUUUAAAUAGAACAAGAAAUGAGUUGCAACCUAGAGAAUAUGUUUAAUAAUAGUAGUGUCCUAGGUUCGAAUAACACAAACUACCAUUUAUAUUUUUUUUAAUCUUACACAAACUACUAUCGAGAGUAGUAUAAUCAUUUUGUUCAAAAUUUAAAGGUGUACCGGAUUACCAAUUAUAAUUUUUUUUCUCGAUACGAAACUACAACCGGGGGUUGAAUAAUCGUUCUUCCAAAUUUAGAGGUGUCCCGAGACACCCCUAAAUGUCCAUGUAUCCGCCACUUAUUGUACCAUCAGUGGUGGUGUCAAAAUUUCGUUUACAACGAGUCUGAGAUGGAGUAGAAUGGAUGAAUUGGUUGCCGGUGGUAACAAGUUCAGGGUGAUUGGUGUGGUGGCGUUGGAAUAAUGGAAUAUAUUUAGUGGACGACAACGGCUAGCCAGGUUAGAUAGGGGGGAGGAGCUGAGGAGCUUGAUCAAGAGUGAAGCUUUUAAGGGAAAAGAAUACAACUGAUCGAUUUUUUCCUUUUUUGCAUUAGAUGGAGGCCGAAGCCAAGAAAACAGAACAAGCUAGGAAGGCAGGAUUAUAGAGAGGUAGAGGGGUGUGUCGAUCACAACACGACUCUCGAAAGAAAUACCGAUGGUGUCGUCUCUAAGAAUUUGGGUCACUCCUGAGAAUGGGUUAGCAAGUUCAUGCAUACCGUAGCAAUAGACGAGACUAUGUUUUGAGAGCCAGUACGAGACUUUAUUUUUCUUCUCGAUAUGUAUGAAUGACAUUAGCCAACCAUUCUUGCCCCAGUUUCCUCCGGAUCGUCUCUAGAAGCGAAGUGUAUGGACGUACCAGGUUCUGUUUGUUGCUGAUCGAAUUUGAUUUAUAUGUCUAGUAUAUUUAUGUAAGAAAUUAGAAAGAUUAAUAUAUACAAAAUGCGAUGAAUAUAAAUUGUUUAUUUGUCUUAUUUCACAAUCGAGAUAAGUCUCGAGACCCAUUUUGUUUGUCACUGACUCCACCUGAUGGUGUUAUGUAAGAUAAGGACAUAAUUGAAUCUUCAAAGAUGAUGGUAUAUGACUAUAAACCUGUGGAACUAAUUGCAAAACAAAACAAGCUUACCCACUACAUUAAAAAGUAGAAUCUUUCCACUUAAGUCGUGUAAUGUAUUUUGUUUUCAAAGUCCAAAUUCAAAAUUACAAGCUAUGAUUUUGUUUUAUUAUGGGUAGGGUAAUACAAUUUUUGGUAUAUAAAAGACUCAUAGUUAAUUACUAUUCUGCAACUGAGAAUUCAACUCUAUCUGUAACAAUUAAGACAAGUUAGAUUUUGUCCAGUUUGAUCCCUGAAACUUUGAUAUAUUUCUUAAACGAGACCACAUACCAAGUUUUUACCAAAACAAGUCACCAAAGUUCACGAAUUUUCCUAAAGGGACUACUUGCCUGAAAAUCUUAAAGAAUUGCAAAGUUCAGGUACUAAUCAUACUGUUUGAAAAUUUAACGGAGGAGAAUUACAAUUAACCUCAUCCCAUAUCCCGUAGAAAUUAUCCAGUAAUUAAGCUUGAAUCAGACGGUCCCGGCAUUAGUUCCUGAAAAAAUCCCACUUUUAUACGGCCCAGAUCUCAUCUCUACACUGUUCGGCCGUUACCGAAUCUGACCCAAUUAAUAACAGAAGCCGAGCCGAGCCCAAAUGCCCAAUGCUGUGUACCCACGCGGCCACGACCGCUGUUUUAAGUUUUAACCGCCGUGAAAAUUGAAAUGCUCACAAAUCCUCCGUCAACGUUUACGAAAUUACAAUUUAAUGCCCCCAUUAAAAAUUAAAAUCUCCCGAUACUAAAUAAUAAAUUUCUCCCUCCCAAUAAAUAAAAGGCCUAGAGCUUAGACUGCUUAGUCACUCACACUUCCCUCCUUUCUUCCUUCCAUUCCCCUGCCUACCUCUGGCAACUCUCACUCCUUCCAACUCUCCCUCGAUCACUGCGUCAAAGUACUUCAGAACUCUCCGGCGCCGACGAUUUUCGCAUUUCGGCCGGUGUUAGUCUGUAAUGACGGUGUUCUCCGGCAAGCAGGUGGUCCCGGUAGACUACGGCGCCGAGGUGUCGCAGCGGCUCCUCGAAGCCUGCCUCGCCGGCGAUCUCAGAUCCGCACUCGACUGCAUUCCCGAUCCCUCCCUCGACGUCAACUUCGUCGGAGCCGUCUGCUUGAAGUGCCGUCGUAGCGAGGUCGUUCUCCGCGACGAGUCCCCCGGCGAGGUCAGAGUCGAGUACGAGGAGUUCAGGACCGACGUCACCGCUCUAUUUCUCGCCGUCCACUCCGGCAACGUCGCUCUCGUCAGGAACCUCCUGAGCGUGGGAGCUGACGUGAACCAUAAGCUCUUCAGGGGGUUUGCGACAACAGCAGCAGUAAGAGAGGGCCACCUCCAGAUUCUAGAGAUCUUACUGAAAGCUGGCGCGUCUCAGCCGGCUUGUGAAGAGGCCGUCCUGGAAGCUAGCUGUCACCAAGGGCGGGCGAGGUUGGCCGAAGCAUUGAUGGGGUCUGAUCUCAUUCGGCCCCAUGUUGCUGUGCAUGCCCUUGUCACCGCUUCCUGCCGUGGGUUCGUCGAUGUUGUCGAUACCCUUAUGAAGUGUGGUGUGGACUUCAACACCACCGACAGAUUGCUAUUGUUGUCGUCCAAGCCUUCCCUCCACACCAAUGUUGACUGCUCUGCGCUUGUUGCUGCUGUUGUUUCUAGGCAGGUUGAUGUAGUUCGCUUGCUGCUAAAGGCUGGCGCGAAAACUGAUGUGAAAGUGAGGCUAGGAGCAUGGUCAUGGGACACAACCACCGGCGAGGAGUUCCGGGUCGGCGCUGGACUAGCCGACCCUUACGGCAUCGCAUGGUGCGCCGUCGAGUACUUCGAAGCCACCGGAACCAUCUUGAGAAUCCUCCUCCAACAACACUUCUCACCAAAUACCACCCACCACGGUAGAACCUUGCUCCACCACGCCAUCCUAUGCGGCAACCCAGCCGCUGUCAACGUGCUCUUAACCUCUGGCGCCGAUGCAGAGUCCCCUGUUCAUACUUCGAAACAAGCCUUCAGACCAAUCCACAUGGCCGCCCGCUCAGGCUCGCCACAAAUCCUCAAGCUCCUGAUCAACUCCGGCUGCCAUCUCAGCUCCACCACGGACUCCGGCGACACCGCUUUGAUGAUCAGCGCAAGGUACAAACACGGCGAGUGUCUCAAAGUACUCGCCAUGGCCGGUGCAGAUUUCGGCCUACUCAACAACGCAGGCCAAUCUGCACUCUCACUGGCUACAGCAAACCGCUGGUCGCUCGGUUUCCAGCAAGCAGUACACGAAGCAAUUAGAGCACGAAAUGGUGAAAAGGUCAUUGUUUCGAGCAGUCUGUCCGUCUUCAACCCUCUCUUCUUCGUAGCUCAAUCCAGCGACGCUGAGGCAUUGCAGGACCUGAUCAAGUCAGGGGAGGUCAGCCUUAACUACCAAGAUGAGGUCAACGGCUACUCUGCAGUAAUGUGCGCAGCUCUACACGGCCGUGUAGAGUCCUUCAGGGUGCUGGUCUACGCUGGGGCCGACGUCAAGCUACAGAACAAAGCCGGCGAGACAGCCAUCUCAAUCUCCGAGCUGAACUCAAACCGCGACUCAUUUGAGAAGGUGAUGCUCGAGUUUGCACUCGAGCAAGGCAACAGAAACUCCUCCUCCGGAGGGUUUUACGCACUGCAUUGUGCUGCUCGUCGUGGGGACACUACUGCAGCAGAGCUUCUGACGUGUAGAGGCUACGAUGUCAACGUUCCAGACGGAGAUGGGUACACUCCGCUGAUGCUGGCAGCGAAAGGUGGCUUCAAGUCCAUGUGCGAGUUGUUGAUAUCUCAUGGUGCUGACUGCGAGUUCAGGAAUGCCAGAGGCGAGUCUGCAGUUUCUUUGGCUAAGAACAAGGAAGUGAGGAACAAGAUACUCGACGAGCUUGCACGCAAGCUUGUUACUCAAGGGUGUCGCGUGAUGAAGCAUACCAAGGGAGGCAGAGGGGUGGCUCAUGAGAAGGAGAUCAGAAUGGUGGUGGCGAAAGGAGUUUUGACGUGGGGGAAGAGUGGUCGGAGGAAUGUGGUCUGCUUGGAUGCAGAGGUGGGAGCCAGUAAAGUGUUUCGGAGGAACAGGAAGAGCAGAGGAGAUGGUGAGGUGUCACCUGGGUUGUUUCGGGUGAUGACCACGAAGAAGAAAGAGGUUCAUUUCGUCUGUGAUGGUGGCGAUAAGAUGGCUGAGCUUUGGGUUAGAGGGAUAAAGCUGGUUACUAGAGAGGCUAUCUGCGGUUGAAAGAUGGGGAAGUAGUAUACAUAGAGAAGAGAGAUGAUGAGAGGGUUUGGUUUAGAGAGGAGUUUACUUCUUCUUGAAGUAAGCUGUGGAGAGUUCUUGAUUUUGUAAAGUUCUCUUUUGAUCCACCUGUAGUUAAAAGUGGCCAUUUUCAAUCCGAGAAGUUUAGUAGAACAAAAUAUGACCAUAGUUGGUGAAUCAAAGGAUUAUACCGAACUCACUAAUGAAGAUGGUAACCAUAUAUAGUAGAACAAAAUGUGACAUGGUAA
Messenger RNA from Linum trigynum, 5711 nucleotides. NCBI's taxonomy places the organism in Eukaryota, Viridiplantae, Streptophyta, Magnoliopsida, Malpighiales, Linaceae. The record is from the annotation of a GenBank genome assembly.